Ctenopharyngodon idella (grass carp) is the source of this 3889-nucleotide messenger RNA. RefSeq names its product Rab interacting lysosomal protein (gene rilp). Gene Ontology annotation, molecular function: protein dimerization activity. Gene Ontology annotation, cellular component: cytoplasm; ciliary basal body. NCBI's taxonomy places the organism in Eukaryota, Metazoa, Chordata, Actinopteri, Cypriniformes, Xenocyprididae. Bases 360 to 1661 code for a protein of 433 amino acids. The record is from RefSeq and is a predicted model, not a curated record. Gene Ontology annotation, biological process: cilium assembly. The transcript is spliced from 8 exons.
AACCAUGGCAAACAAGCACUGUGGGCUGUCAUGUACCUCUGUUCAACAACCUUUUAUAAAAGAACACUAUGCAAACAUGCACAGCCAAAAUUCAGCUACAAACCUGAGCUACAAGUUAUGACAUGCAAGUCUUUACACUGCAUAGACAUGUCGAUUUUAUAACUCACUCGUGUUUAUUAGAGCGUACCAACAAAGGAUGUAGUUACAAAACAAACUGGAGCGAAAAUGCAUGCGUUUAAAAGUGAAACAAAAAAAGAUCUGCGUUCGAGCUGAAUCACAACUGGACGCAUGUUGAGAUCUGACUGACAAAAGGAGUUUCGUUUGUCGCUGUUUGAGUUCAAGUUCAUCUGAAGUGCAUUAUGGAGACUUGCGUGAUAGCCGUCGAGGAAAACCAAAACGAUAUCGUCAAGACACAUUCGUGUUUCGAGAGGACGUUUUCAUCAAUGACAGUGGACGAUGUGUAUGAAAUCGCUAAAUUGGUGGGGUCAGAAGUGGAGAAGCUCAUCGACAGCUAUGGGAAGUCGAGUGUGGAAGGACUGGUGUCUCACAUAGUGAAAGUGUUGGAGCUCUUGGAGAGUUUCGCGGCGAGAAAUCAAUCUCAUAAAUGUAAGGAAGAUGAGCUAUUGAAGGCCUUUGAGACGUUACAGUUACAGCAGCAGAAGAAACGACAUGUAAAGGAAUGCGAUGAGACCAGCAACAGCUUUGAGAGUCGGGACUGGUAUCAGAAAGAGAAGAAACUGAAGGAGACUGUAGAAGUGUUACAGUCCCAGGUGCAUCAGCUCAAGGAAGAGAACCAGGAGCUUCUGACCCGCUUACAAUGCACACACUCCAAAGAAGACCGCACACAGCGUCAGGAACGAGAAGUGAUGCUCAAGCUGAAGGAAGUGGUGGAUAAGCAGCGUGAUGAGUUGAGAGCGAAAGUUCAGGAGAUAUCCAGCAUGUCCAAGGAGGUGGAAGCGCUCCAGGAGCAGCAGGAGCGGCUAAUGAAGAUAAACGCAGAGCUCAGACACAAGCAGAAUAUCAUACAGACUCAGCUGAAGAGCGCAGUGGAGAGGAGGACCGACCUGGAGGCCGACCUGUGCGAGAAACAGAAAGAGAUAGAGCGCCUGAACUCACAACUAGAAACAGCCAGCGUGAAUACUGCUGCUGAAACGAGCAAUUCAGCCAUUGACCUCACAGAUAAGAUGAUCAUUGACUUGAAGGAUCCAAAUCGGCCAUGUUUUACCAAGCAGGAAGUACGGGAUAUGCUUUUUGAGAGGAACGAGUUGAAAGCCAAUCUCUUUCUGGUGAAAGAGGAGCUUGCAUAUUACCAAAGGGAAAUUCUGAAUGAUGAGAGAUGCCCAGGGUUCUUACUCGAUGCCGUGCGCUCUGCCAUAAAAAAGCAGAGGACUGUCAUAAAGUCUAAAAUGCUCGGUAUACCUGUUAGCGAAUGUAGCACAGAUGAGACAGACGGCCCUUUGUUUGAGAGGAGUGGAAAUGAAGACAUUGACACUGACAGCAGACCCCAGGACUCGCGCAUCAGAAACCUAUUUGGUUUCCUGACGCGGUCCAGUCUUACUAGGAGCUCCGGUUCCCAGCCCUCUGGCCUUCCGACAUCCAGCUCCACAUGGGAAAUCAUCGAUCCAGAUGAGCAGAGAGACGACACCCUCAGCUCCUCCUGAGAACCAUCCCAUCUGUCACUCAUUCUUACCUGGUUCAAAAUAUGUUCUUGAUCUCAUUUUGGUUUCAAACGAAGGAACGGACUGAAGAUUGUACUGAGAGAAAACAAUUUCUCUAUGUAUUUGGUUAUACAGAUAUGGUAUUUUUAUGGUUUUUGCCUAUGCAGUAAUUUCUACUUGUGGUAUAAAAAAAUAGUCAGCACUUAGCUUUUGUUAAGUUUACCUGAUAGCUAGGGUUGAGCCUGAUGGUCACUCAAAAGAAGACCUGAAGAUGAGUUUAGACUGUGUCAGUCACAUACAUAUUUUGUUGUUAGUUGUUUACACUUCUGUUCAUAAGUUUGGGGUCUAACAUUUUUUUAAAACUUUUUGAAAGAAGUCUCUUUAUGCGCAGCACAUCAAGGCUGCAUUUAUUUGAUCAAAAAUACAGUACAGUAAGAUUGUGAAAUAUGUGUGAAACUGUUUUCCAUUUUAAUAUAUAUUUUAAUAUGUAAUUUAUUUUUGUCUUGUCAAAGCUGAAUUUUCAGCAUCGUUACUCCAAUCUUCAGUGUCACAUGAUCCUUCAGAAAUCAUUCUAAUGUGCUGAUUUGGUGAACAAGAAACAAUCAAUAUUUAUCAAUGUUGAAAACUGUGCUUCUUAAUAAUUUUGUGGAAACUUUAAAAAAAAAAAAACAAUAAAACAUCUUUUAUUUGAAAUAGAUCUUUUGUAACAUUAUAAAUGUCUUUACUGAUCAAUUUAAUGCAUGCUUGCUGAAUAAAAGUAUUAAUUUCUUAAAAAACAAAAAACAAAACAAUCUUACUGACCCCAAACUUUUCAAUGGUAGUGUAUAUAUGGAUAAAGGUGAAGUGUAUAUUUUUUCACUUUUUCCUAUUCCAGUUUAAUAUGCUAAUACAACUGUAAGACAUUUGAUUGCUUUUCCAACGAGUGUAAACAAUGGCUUUGUGGCACUUUCAAAAUAUUGCUAUUUUAAGGCCCAACAUGUCCACUUCUGGCUCAACCAGUGGCAUGUGGUUAGGGCAGGGCUGCUUGUAAUAAGCUGUUUAGUGGGAAAUUGGCUUGGAAGGGAUGGUAGGAGGGUUUGGAAACAAUCAUUAUUCUUGUAAUUUCAUUUGGUGGUGCAUAAAUGACUGCAGACUGGUGCACUUAAAACCAUGGGAGAAAUCUGCAGUGUUUUGAUAAUCAUAAUACACCUGGCAUUAUAUUUUAGAUGUCUGGAUGGGAACCUACAGAGAAAUAUAGCAGCUAUUUUUAUAGAGAGUAUAUUUAAUAUGGAUAAAGAUACUGACAUUGUACUACCAAAGAUACUGACAUUGUAUUACCAUUGCUAUCAGAGAUAAUCACACUGACCCUUUUAUGUCACUAGGGGGCAUUAGAGUGUUUUGUAUUCAUGUUCUUCAAGUAUAUUUUUCUUAUAAAACAUUAGCUGUCCCUAAAAAGUAUCCAUUUUCUAUAAGGGUUCUAUAAGGAUUAUCAGCGUGUUUUUAACAUAUAAAUAUUUUAAUAUUUGCAUCUAAUAUGUGGUGUGGAGAUGUCCUCUAUUGUUAAAAAAUUGUCUGAUCUGUUAAAGGAUAGUUCUUUCAAAAAUGAAAAUCCUGUCAUAAUUUCCUUAGCUUCAUGUCAUUCCAAACUAGUUUGACUGUCUUCUGCAGAACACAAAAGAGUUUUAUAUGUUAAGAUAUGUUAAGACAUUUGAAGAAUGUUCAAACCAUCUUUUGGUUAUCAUUGACUUCCAUUGUAUGGACAAAAAAACACUAGAUAUUUCUCAAAACAUCUUCUUUUGUGUUCCACAGAAGUAAGUCAGUCAUAAUAGUUUGGUACAACAUGGGGGUGAGUAUGACAGAAUGUUAAUUUUUGGGUGAACAAUUUCUUUAACGAGUUGGCACUUUGCCCCUGUCAGCCAUUCAACUGAUCAGAUAUGGUGUGUUACUCAGCCUUUAUGUUAAAAAAAGAUGCAAAAAUGUGGACAUGAUUCAACUAUAAUUUGUAUGCGUCUUAAGGUGUUCCCUGAUUGAGAGGAAGUCUGUGUUUCCUCAGGAGGAAAUUAGAGAUAAUGGGUGCCCAUAUGUUUUAAAGGCCCUUAGCUGUCUGUGACUCAUCUGUUUAUCUUUGGACCUUUGGAAAUAAAAGUUAAUGAGUCCCAUAUUGACCUUUUACUAUGUAUUUUAUUUUUUUGCAAACAUGUUUGUUACUAGAAAGUGCUGUAAAGCUAAAUAAAAUCUUUAGGUGUUAUUGC